Molecule: messenger RNA, 2456 nt
Organism: Jatropha curcas
Lineage: Eukaryota; Viridiplantae; Streptophyta; Magnoliopsida; Malpighiales; Euphorbiaceae
Product: Leucine-rich repeat protein kinase family protein
Biological process (GO): protein phosphorylation
Molecular function (GO): protein kinase activity; ATP binding; protein binding
Source: RefSeq, a predicted model, not a curated record
UGCUCCGCAAAACACCUACACAGCCACCUCAAAAAACACAGACACUACUUCCUCUCUCACUCACUCGUCUUCUUCACUUUCUCAUGCAAUGCCACUUCUUCUUGUCUUCUUCUUCCUCUCUUUCGCCUCCUGUUUCGCCUUCGCUGCUUCCCAAACAAGCUACCUUCUCCCACCCGACGCCGUUUCGUUGCUUUCUUUCAAGUCCAAAGCCGACUUAGAUAACAAGCUUCUUUACACUAUUAACGAGCGCUUCGACUACUGUCAAUGGCAAGGCGUCAAGUGUGCUCAAGGCCGUGUCGUUCGCUUCGUCCUUCAAGGUUUUGCUCUUCGUGGUACUUUCGCUCCCUACACUCUCUCCCGCCUUGACCAGCUCCGAGACCUCAGUCUACGGAACAACUCGCUCUCUGGUCCUGUUCCUGAUCUCUCGUCUCUUUUUAACUUGAAAUCUCUGUUUCUAAGCCAUAACUCUUUCUCUGGAUCUUUCCCUCCUUCCGUUUUGUUGCUGCAUAGGCUUGUUGUUCUUGAUCUUUCUUUUAAUAAUCUUACUGGUCCGAUUCCGGUUCAGUUGUCUUCUCUUGACCGGCUCAAUUCGCUUCAGCUAGAGUGGAACCGGUUUGACGGAACUCUCCCGCCAUUGAACCAAACUUUUCUGGUAUUUUUCAAUGUUUCUGGAAAUAAUCUUACAGGACCGAUUCCGGUAACGCCUACUCUGUCUAAGUUUGAUGCGUCUUCGUUUUCUCUUAAUCCGGAUCUUUGUGGGGAGAUUAUUAACAAGGCUUGUACUAGGAUGCGGUCUCCGUUUUUUGACUCGCCGUCAUCGUCAAAUGCCACCUCUCCAACGGCGCCGCUAACCCAGAGCGCGCAGGCGGAAAAUGGAGGUGUUGUAGUUUUGUCUCCGCGAUCGUCGCAGGAGCACAAGAGAACCACUGCUAUUUUAGGUUUCACUGCUGGUGUUUCUGUGUUGAUUUUGUCUAUUUUGUGCCUCUUUUUUGUUUUAAUUAAGAAACAGAGCAAACAAACAAAGUCGGAAAGGAAACAGCCGCCAGCAACAGCAUCUGCUGUUGAAACUGCAAAGUCUAUUCAUACAAAUUCGACAGGAGAAGCUCAAGCUAUCAGGGAAUAUAGCGAAGUAGUAGUACAUUCAAUGCCGAAAGAAAUUCAGAUUCCACAAAUGAGAAGAGCAGAGAAGAGUGGGAGUUUAGUGUUUUGUGGAGGGGAAACACAGCUGUACACAUUAGAGCAGUUAAUGAGGGCAUCGGCGGAGUUGCUGGGUAGAGGUACAAUAGGGACUACAUACAAGGCUGUACUCGAUAAUCAGCUAAUAGUGACGGUAAAGAGGCUUGAUGCAAGUAAGACUGCCAUUAGCAGUAGUGAUGCUUUUGAAACACAUAUGGAGGCCGUCGGUGUGCUGCGCCAUCCGAAUUUGGUGCCGAUUAGGGCUUAUUUUCAGGCCAAGGGAGAGAGACUCGUUAUAUACGAUUAUCAACCCAACGGCAGCCUCUUCAAUCUCAUUCACGGUUCAAGAUCUAGCCAAGCAAAGCCUCUUCACUGGACGUCAUGCUUAAAGAUAGCUGAAGAUUUGGCCCAAGGUCUUGCCUAUAUCCACCAACCAUCGAAGCUAGUUCACGGAAACCUGAAAUCUUCCAAUGUUCUUCUUGGAGCUGAUUUUGAGGCCUGCAUCACAGACUAUUGCCUUGCCUCCCUUGCAGAUACGUCUUCUACUGAAGAUCCUGAUUCCAUAGCAUGUAAAGCACCUGAGACUCGCAAGUCAAGCCAUCGAGCCACUGCCAAAUCUGAUGUGUAUGCAUUUGGUGUCCUAUUACUUGAGCUUCUGACUGGUAAACAUCCUUCACACCAUCCAUUCCUGGCCCCUGCUGAUAUGUUGGACUGGGUUAAAGCAGUGAGGGAAGGUGACGGUGCAGAAGAUAACCAACUAGGAAUGCUCACUGAAGUUGCCAGUGUUUGUAGCUUGACAUCUCCAGAACAGAGACCUGCAAUGUGGCAAGUGUUGAAAAUGAUACAUGAAAUAAAGGAAAGUGUCAUAGUAGAGGACAAUGCAGCUGCCGGAUAUUCAUAGUUCUUUUGUCUACAUUACACGAUGAUGCAUAUAGCAACUCACAAACUCGGCCAAUCCAGACCAUAGCUUUCAAGUUGUGUGCCUGUCUGGACAGGAAUCUCAAUCAUGAACCACGCGAGCUGCAGUAUAAAGUUCAUAUGAUUUCGUGGGAGUUGACGCAAGGGACUACGGGAACACCAAUUGGAUGUCACAUUUAUAUGGCAGAUUGAUGUAUCAUGAUAUUUGUAAGGAUUCUACUAUUCUUUUAUGUGUGAUUAUUUUGAAUCCUGCUUCUUCCUUAGUUACCCUGCUGAUUCUUCCUAUAAGGGGUUUCAUUCUUUAAAGCAGAAUUUGCAACUUGCAAGCACUUUAAUUCCCAUGAAGUUCAUCUUUUGCUCCA